CACAGCUUCAAGAUGAAGUUCAGGCUAUCACCAGCCUGUUAGCAAGAUAUGUAUUUCAUUAUUUUUUUGAAAAUUGUGACCUGACGGAUCGAUUUGGAAGCAGGGAGGAUGUCGUACCUGAGAGCAGCCUGCCACGUGCUCUGCCUGGGCCUGCUCAUCCUUUCCACGGCCUUGGGGACAGAAGCAGCCUCUGAAGAUUUAUCAAGCUGUACAGGGAGAUGUGGGGAAGGGUUUUCUAGAGAGAGAGCCUGCCAGUGUGACUAUAGCUGCCAGCGCUUCAAGGAAUGCUGCCCCGACUUCGGGAAGCUCUGCGCGCCGGCGCUCUCCUGCAGCGGACGUUGCUUUGAAGCCUUCCAGAGAGGAAGGCCCUGCGACUGCGAUGCCGACUGCGAGAGGUACGGCAAGUGCUGCGAUGACUACGCAGAGCACUGCAAAGAGGCACAUGCCACAAAGCCACCACCCGAGACUUCUCCUCCGGGAAACAAAUCACCAUCUAAGCGCUCAUCCCAAAACGAGGAGGAGAAGCCAAAGGAAGAGGAGGAGACAACCCCUGCAGCCACGACCCCCAAGGAGGAAGAGACAACCCCUGCAGCCACGACCCCCAAGGAGGAGACAACCCCUGCAGCCACCACCCCCAAGGAGGAGACAACCCCUGCAGCCACCACCCCCAAGGAGGAGACAACCCCCGCAGCCACCACCAAGCCUCCCACGACCCCCGAGAAGGAAAUGACAACCCCUACAGCCACCACCACCAAGCCUCCCACAACCCCCAAGGAGGAGACAACCCCUGCAGCCACAACCACCACCGAGCCACCCACCACCCUCAAGAAAGAAGAAACAACACCUGCAGCCACAACCACCCAACCUCCCACCACACCUGACAAUGAAGUGACAACUCCUGCAGCCAUGACUGAGCCUCCCACCACCCCUAAAAAAGAAGGGACAACACCUGUAGCAACAGAGGCAACAACUAGCAAGGCAGAUGCACCCACCUCAACUGAAAGUGAGGACACUACCCCCAUAGACCCUGAGGAAACAACAACCGAAGCAGAACCUCCAACCAGUCCAGAAAAUGAAGACACUACUGCAACGAAUGAGGAUGUAACAACAGAGAAAAUCUCUCCUACUAGCCCUGAAAAUGAAGAGACUACCGCAGCCACUGAAGCAGCAGCAGAGGCAGAUGCACCUACCACUCCUGAAAGCGAAGAGACAACCCCGGCGGCCACUGAGGCACCCACGACCAAGGCCGAAGACACGACCCCUCCUGAAUACAAAGAGACAACCCUGGCACCCACCACCAAGGCAGAAGCUACGACUACCCCUGAAAAUGAAGAGACAACAACUGCCCCCACAACCAAGGCCGAGGGCACAACCCCCACUGAAGCCAAAGAGAUGACCCUGGUGGCCACCGAGGCGCCCACAACCAAGGCCGAAGCCAAAGAGACAACCCCAGCGGCCACCGAGGCGCCCACGACCAAGGCCGAAGCCAAAGAGACGACGCCGGCGGCCACCGAGGUGCCCACGACCAAGGCCGAAGCUACGCUCACCCCCGAAGCCAAAGAGAUGACCCCGGCGGCCACUGAGAUGCCGGCCACCGAGGCCCCCACCACCAAGGCCAAAGCUACGACUCUUUCUGAAACCAAAGAGACGAUCCCAGUGGCCACUGAGGCGCCCACGACCACCCCUAAAAACAAAGGAACAACAAUUUCACCCAUCAAGGCUUUCACAACUAAGGCAGAUGCUCCCAUUACCCUUAAAAAAGAAGAGACCACCCCUAUACCCACCAAGGCAAGCACAGCCAGGGCAGAUGUUCCCACCACCCUCAAAACCAAAGAGACAACCCCUGCUGGUACUGAGGUACCCACAACCAAAGGUGAUGUUCCCACCACUCCAAAAAGCAAAAAGACAACUCCUGCAACCCCUGAGUCCACUCCAGCCAAAGUAGAUCCUCCCACCACACCUAAACACAAGGAAAUGACCCCUGCACUCACUGAGGUAACUACAACCACCAAGGCAGAAGACACGACCACUCCUAAAGAGACCACCCCUAUAACCACCAAGGCAACCACAACCACCAAGGCAACUACAACCACUCCUAAAGAGACUACCCCUACAACCACGAAGACUACCACAACCACCAAGGCAGAAGAUACAACUGCUCCUAAAGAGACCACCCCUACAACCACCAAGGCAACUACAUCCACCAAGGCAACUACAACCGCUCCUAAAGAGACCACCCCUACAACCACCAAGGCAACUACAACCGCUCCUAAAGAGACCACCCCUACAACCACCAAGGCAACUACAACCACCAAGGCAACUACAACCGCUCCUAAAGAGACCACCCCUACAACCACAACCACGAAGGCUACUACAACCACCAAGGCAGAAGGUACAACACCUACAACCACCAAGAAGACUACAACCACCACCCCAAAAAAAGAAGAGACAACUCCUGCAGCCACUGAAGCAACCACAACCAAGGCAGAUAUUCCCACUACCCGUAAAACCAAGGGGACAACUGCUACAACCACCAAAGCAGCUAAAAAGAUUACAACUCCUGCACCGAGAGUGACCACCACCACCUCUGGAGAACACAUGACUACAGCAGGACAGAAGCAAGUAACAAAACCAGCUAAACCCAUAGUAUCUGAAGAGCCCCUCGGUUUUGAUAAGUCAGAUGAGGAAAACAGAGCAACCACCAUGGCCACAGUCUCAGAAGCAAAUAUAAAAGAGGAAAAGAACCUGUGCAACGGGCAGCCGGCGGACAGCGUGGUGGCCCUGCAGAACGGGACGCUGGCCGUUUUCCGAGGUCACUACUACUGGCUGCUGAACGGACGGAGGCCACCGACGACCGAGCCCCGACGCAUUAGCGAUGGCUGGGGCGUCCCGUCGCCCAUCGACACCGUCUUCUCCCGCUGCAACUGCGACGGGAGGACCUUCUUCAUCAAGGGCGCUCUCUACUGGCGCUUCACCAAUGGCUUGAUGGACGCCGGCUACCCCAAGCCCCUGGCCAGGGGCUUCGCGGGGCUAAGCGGGAAGAUCGUGGCAGCCCUGCCCGUGGCCAGGCACCACAACCGCCCCGAGUCCGUGUACUUCAUCAAGAAAGGUGGCAAAAUACAACAAUACAUAUACAAACAAGAAGCAGUCAAGACUUGCAAAAACAAACCCCGGGUUACCAUAAAAUACCCAGCGUAUGUCCCGACCCUCGUCAUCAGGAGACGCUUCCAACGUGCAGUGAGGUUGCAGGCUUUCCACACUGUCAGAAUCAACUCCCAUCCAGCUGAAGUCUUACGUAAGGAAGUUAAAAUCACUUCCUACUGGAGAGGACUCCCAAAAAUAAUUCACUCAACCCUUUCAGUACCAAACUACAAUAAACCAGACGGCUACGACUAUUAUGCCUUCUCCAACAAUCGGUACUACAGUUUGGACGUGGGCAGCAAAACAGCAACAUCAGUUACUUAUCUCACUGGAAAGACUGUAACCAAAGACUGGUACAACUGUCCUAAGUGAUGCAUACCACAGGAUGUUUCUU
Messenger RNA from Nothoprocta perdicaria, 3535 nucleotides. RefSeq names its product proteoglycan 4 (gene PRG4). Lineage: Eukaryota; Metazoa; Chordata; Aves; Tinamiformes; Tinamidae. The transcript has 12 exons. Gene Ontology annotation, biological process: immune response. Gene Ontology annotation, molecular function: scavenger receptor activity; polysaccharide binding. The record is from RefSeq and is a predicted model, not a curated record. The coding region runs from base 109 to 3513 and encodes 1134 amino acids.